Messenger RNA from Aspergillus ruber CBS 135680, 567 nucleotides. Its product is annotated as thioredoxin family protein. The record is from RefSeq and is a predicted model, not a curated record. Lineage: Eukaryota; Fungi; Ascomycota; Eurotiomycetes; Eurotiales; Aspergillaceae. The transcript has a single exon. Bases 229 to 450 code for a protein of 73 amino acids.
GUUUCAACUUAUACAAAUCAACCUAUUUGUGAUUUCUGAAGAAAACCUCUUGUCCAAAAUGCCUGUUACAGCGAUCAACUCGUAAGUGCCGUCAAAAACAUUCUCUGCGACUGCAUUGCUCAGUGCUAAUGUCUGCAAUGCGGUAGGCACGAUGAAUUCACGAAGAUCGUGAACAGUGGUGACUUUGUUAUCAUUGACUUCUGGGCGACUUGGUGUGGACCUUGCCGAAUGAUAUCGCCUAUUUUCGAGAAACUAUCGGACCUUCCGGAUUUCAGUCAUGUCAAAUUCUAUAAAGUCGAUACCGAUGCACAAGAGCAAAUUGCUGAGGAGGUUGGUAUACGUGCAAUGCCAACCUUUAUGCUGUUUAAAGACGGCAAUAAAAUUGAUGGCCUUACUGGGGCCAAUCCCUCAGCUUUACAAGCACUUGUUCAGAGAGCAAUCACUUCCUAAAGCAUAAGGGGAGAAAGACAAAUUUGCCGCUGCUACUGCAUGGGAUCGCUUGGAGGGCAGAAGGGAGCCUGUAUAUACUUCGAAAUUAUUCCAUCAGACAUCCCACUGAAACUGGCU